Messenger RNA from Pseudovirgaria hyperparasitica, 1246 nucleotides. RefSeq lists its product as uncharacterized. The coding region runs from base 229 to 789 and encodes 186 amino acids. The transcript has a single exon. Lineage: Eukaryota; Fungi; Ascomycota; Dothideomycetes; Acrospermales; Acrospermaceae. Gene Ontology annotation, cellular component: EMC complex. The record is from RefSeq and is a predicted model, not a curated record. Gene Ontology annotation, biological process: protein folding in endoplasmic reticulum.
CGCGCGAAUAUGUGAAUGACGAGUUGUUCCCAUGCUCAAGUCUGCAUCUGGGGUAAGGUUCAGUAGGGUAGCUCCUGCUUAAUAAAACCGCUCCACAUAACGUCCGUGCACAACGGACACUUUUGGACGACGUUCAACGAGAAUGUGGAAGCCUGUUCAAACAACCAACAACCACAUUGCUCACACAGUGUUUGUCGAACAUAUACGUCGGAACUAUUCAGUAACUCUAUGAUGACUGCGCUUCCUCCUCCUCCCCCUCAGUGGGUACUUGAUCUCGCAGCCACGCCAACAACGAAGCCGAAGAUUUCCUCUAUACCUGAUCCUCCGGGCUUCACGACCGCGAAACAACAGCGCGGCGCUUCAGCGAAGACGCCUCAACGUAAACCCCCAACACAAGAAGAAAUGGAAACACUGAAAGUGAAGAAGGCCUGGGAAGUUGCUAUUGCACCUGCCAAACAGCUACCAAUGAACGCUAUCGGCAUGUACAUGUCUGGCUCUUCGCUACAGAUAUUCAGCAUCAUGAUGGUGUUCAUGCUAUUCAAAACCCCUAUUACCGCUGUUCUCAAUAUUCAGCGUACAUUUCUGCCAUUUGAAACACCCAACACAUCUGGCCGCCUGAUUCAGGUCAAGCUGGUUUUCUUGGCGACAAACUGCGCAGCUCUGGCUUUGGGAAUAUGGAAGGUGAAUCAGAUGGGACUUCUACCAACAACACGAAGUGACUGGCUAGCUUGGGAAGAGCCGCGGACGAAUCUGGAACUGGCGGUACCGGGACUUGGCAUAGGCAUAUAAGUGGAAUAGAUUACACCAGCGGGAGGCAUUACCUGGGAGGAGAAUCAUAUAGUAAUUACAGAAACUGCUAUUGAGAGAUGAAUAGAGCUCUCGCUCGUGUCGCAGCCAUAUCUCCGCGGUCGAUUGUAUGUCUCGGUUCCAAUCUUAUAUGGUCCUGUCGUAUGAGUAUGAGUCCGGCGCUGUCCAGAUCUUUGAUCCAGCUGCGCUUUGAAUGGAUAUCUGCUGGACGCUCGCUCACAUGACUCGCUAUACAAACCACUUAUUGAUGUGUAAUCCAAAACUACCUCCUUCACAUGCUGCUAGAGGAGUAGUGACUAUGCGAGGAAACACGCGUUAGAGCUGAUAUGAUGAAAAUUUGGGAGGUCCUAAGAAAAUAUUAGACGGAAUGAGCAAUAAGCAAGUAGGGAAUGAAAUUGAAUAAGCGGCUAGGACGGAGAGAAUGCUGGACGAAGCGGGG